Messenger RNA from Magnolia sinica, 835 nucleotides. RefSeq lists its product as uncharacterized. Lineage: Eukaryota; Viridiplantae; Streptophyta; Magnoliopsida; Magnoliales; Magnoliaceae. Bases 17 to 622 code for a protein of 201 amino acids. The transcript is spliced from 3 exons. The record is from RefSeq and is a predicted model, not a curated record.
AGGCGCCUUCUCCGUCAUGUCCAUAUUAGCUAUCAUUUUUCUAACUGUCAAUACAGCCAUCUCAGCCAUCCGAUCGUUAGAUGAUCCUUGGACAUUUGCAUUCGUCGUCUCGGUUUAUGUCCUACUCAUGCUUUUAUUUUUGUUCCUCCAUCUCUACGAUAAAGCACCUGAAAACUCAGAUAGGAGAGAAAAAUUGAAGAUUCCUAUUUGGGCCGUCGCCUCUGCACUCAAUAUUGUUUUCGCGUAUCGUGUUGCAACUAUAAUGAAUGUCGCGAUGAAAUGUAUCGUAUGGGGAAUGGCCGCCUUCAGCACUGUCUCCGGGUUUUACUUCUUUUUCAUCUUCCCCAAAAACUCCAACAAUUUUUAUGGCGCGUGCAAACCCUGCAUUCGUUGGGUGGAGAGAUAUUUCAAUGACUGCCUCUGCAAUCUAAGCGAUGAAAUCUCUUUUGGGUUUGGGCUCAUUAGCCUUCUGUGUUGGGCUGUGGCUGAAAUCCCUCAAAUCAUCACCAACUUCCACUCCAAAUCCAGCAAUGGCGUCUCACUCGCUUUCUUGAUGACUUGGGUUGUUGGUGACAUUUUCAAUCUAGUGGGUUGCCUGCUCGAACCAGUUACGGUAAGUUGAUCCCACGGCACACGUUAGCAAAACCCUAUGCCUUGUUGCUAACCUGCGCCUUGGAGUCUCUCGGAAAUGCGCGCAUUUUAGCUCGUGCCUCUCAUCUCCGCGUAAUUUCUUACCUUUUAUGUGCAUCUCCUUCGGGAGUGGAUUAGGUGUUACCCACCUUAGGGUUCGUUUGGAUGCUGUAAUUUUUUUUAGGUGAAGUGUUCUGUUUGGCUU